CUGUCUGCCAGUCUCCCCUGCCCUGUCUGAUCUCCACGGCCCCGCGCGCCCCUCUCUUUCGUCUCGAUCCCAACAACAGCCACACCGUGGAAACUUCAGCGUGGCGGCAGAUGGCAGACGCUGCCGCAUCGUCAAUCCCAAGUAUUGCCCCGAAUAUUGCUUUCCCCUUUGGGCAUGAUUGCGAGCGGAGGCGGCGACGACGACGAUGCCCACGACGGGUCAUCCAUCCUCCAUCGGGUCUCGGGAGAGGCAUUUUCGGUGCUCGUUGCUCACUCUCGCUGAGCCUGCGAUUUCUUGGUCUGUCAGCAAACAUACGAUAUCGACGCCCCCGGGGCCUGGCGUCUCGUCUCGGGUCAGUCUCGGAUCCUCGAACGGUAUCGUGAGGCACUGUCCGUGGUUGUCCGUACAGGUGGUCCAGAGCACCGCCAGACUAGUCUCCACAGUCGUCGUCUUGCUUGUCCCUUUUUUUUUGGUCCCUUACCCUUACCCCGUCUCCCAGCAACGACCAUGUGCGGCCUCAUUCAUGUUGGGAUCAUGA
Messenger RNA from Periconia digitata, 538 nucleotides. The record is from the annotation of a GenBank genome assembly. NCBI's taxonomy places the organism in Eukaryota, Fungi, Ascomycota, Dothideomycetes, Pleosporales, Periconiaceae.